Molecule: messenger RNA, 385 nt
Organism: Cynara cardunculus var. scolymus (artichoke)
Lineage: Eukaryota; Viridiplantae; Streptophyta; Magnoliopsida; Asterales; Asteraceae
Product: protein EPIDERMAL PATTERNING FACTOR 1
Exons: 2
Coding region: 1-330 (109 amino acids)
Biological process (GO): stomatal complex development; guard cell differentiation
Source: RefSeq, a predicted model, not a curated record
AUGAAGGGUUCAGUGUUUUUCUCUGUGCUUCUGCUUCUUCCGCUUUUCGUCUCCGCAAGGCAUAUCAGUUGGCAACAUUCACGUCAUGGGCAUCAUCAUCAUCCGAGUGAAGUGACAACGGAUGGGCAUGGGGUGGCACCAGGGAAGCACAAAGUGGAUACAGUUGCUGUGGCUGGGUCAAGGUUACCGGACUGUUCUCAUGCAUGUGGCUCGUGUUCACCGUGCAGACUGGUCAUGGUUAGCUUCAUAUGUGCAUCGAUUGCAGAGGCUGAAACAUGUCCUAUGGCUUACAAAUGCAUGUGUAAAAACAAAUCCUACCCUGUUCCUUAGCUAAACCCCACAUCUCCUUUUCCAUCUAAACGUUAAAUACUCGCAAGAUUUUGAU